This is a messenger RNA of Aspergillus japonicus CBS 114.51, 433 nucleotides long. RefSeq lists its product as uncharacterized. Bases 141 to 365 code for a protein of 74 amino acids. The record is from RefSeq and is a predicted model, not a curated record. The transcript is spliced from 2 exons. Lineage: Eukaryota; Fungi; Ascomycota; Eurotiomycetes; Eurotiales; Aspergillaceae.
UCCAGCCGAUGGCGAACUAGAGCAACCACGGAGAUGGAUGGGCUGACCGGUCUGACCUGCCAUUGUGGAGAGCCGGGAGGAUCAUCGGGUACGCGAGCCGGCCUGUGGUAUACAUUGUACGGAGCAGAUCGUGAGUUAAAAUGAGAGGAGCCCGAUUCAGGGGUAAAUACGAUCCAUUGGAACGGGCGUUCGCUGGAAAAGGGUUCUUGGCCUCCCUGCACCAUCAUCUUUGCUUUUUCUUUUUCUUUUUCUCGUGCCCCCUUAGCCAAGCCUCAGUGCCGAACAAGAACAGAGGGGGGGAAAGGACUAAACGAGGCGGUGAAAAUACAAGACACAUGUCAAACAGUCCUCAACAUCAAAAAUAAAAUCCCAACCGACCUGGCUAGAACAUCGUUGAUCUCUUGUCCUCGCGCGGCCAUGUCAUGCCAGAAUA